AUGACCGAAAAAGCCCCUCCUUCUCUCGCCGCCGUUGCGGUUUCUUCUGUCAUCCUGGGCCUGCUGGCAGGCUACUUUAUCGGACAGGGCUCUAGUAUUGGAGUCUUUGGUGGUUCCGGAAAUGCAAAACAAGCUAGAAAGAGCUGGCCAAAUAGCUACGACGUCAAAGUACAUGCCGACUCGAGCGACGACCAGGCAGACGAUGAGGAUGAAGCGGACGAGGAAGACGAAGACGAUGGGAAAGAGCUGAAUGAUUUCAAGGACUCGACAGAGGAGGUGAAGCUUGUGUUGGCAGUGAGGACGGACCUGGGAAUGGGCAAGGGCAAGAUUGCGGCUCAAUGCUCCCACGCGACGCUUGCCUGCUACAAAUACCUCCUCAACCACGUCACCUCGGCUCCUCUACUGAAACGCUGGGAAUGGGGUGGACAGCCAAAAAUUGCGGUGCAAGUCAAGUCUGAGGAGGAACUGGAAACACUCCAAGCACAAGCGAUCAGCCUGGGCCUUUGCGCAAGGAUCAUACACGACGCUGGAAGGACUCAAAUUGCUGCUGGCAGCGCCACGGUACUGGGUGUUCUCGGGCCCAAAAGCGUGGUCGAUCAGGUCACCGGCCACUUGAAGCUCCUGUGA
Molecule: messenger RNA, 627 nt
Organism: Fonsecaea erecta
Lineage: Eukaryota; Fungi; Ascomycota; Eurotiomycetes; Chaetothyriales; Herpotrichiellaceae
Product: peptidyl-tRNA hydrolase
Exons: 2
Coding region: 1-627 (208 amino acids)
Cellular component (GO): cytosol; mitochondrion
Molecular function (GO): peptidyl-tRNA hydrolase activity
Source: RefSeq, a predicted model, not a curated record